CGAAACUAGGAGAAUCCAGAAGGUUCUGAAACACGAUCAAACCCUGCUUAAACCCUACCAUUCCUUCCUUCACCAACGCAGUUUUCUGAAGAAUCUCACAAUCACACUUCCAAGUAUGCACCGCCUUUCACAGCGUUCAUCCUCCCUCUCUAACCUACUCCGUCACGGUGGCUUUCUUCGCCGCCGGGCCACACUUUCGGCUGCCUCGUCGUCGGUGGGUGAGAAUGAGAAUGACACCAAAUCCAGAUGUUAUUCUUCUUCUUCUUCUUCUUCUUCUCUAUUAACCUCUGACAAAUCCACUGCUCAUCCCAAUUGGAAACGGGACAGCAUUUUUCUGGGCAAACGAUAUGAAUCCACUGCUGCUGAAUCUUCAUCUUCUGGGGAUUCCCCGUCUGCUCAAAGAUUUGAGUACCAAGCAGAGGUUAGCCGUCUCAUGGACCUCAUUGUUAACAGUCUAUACAGUAACAAGGAGGUGUUUCUCAGGGAACUUAUCAGUAAUGCAAGCGAUGCGUUGGACAAACUGCGGUUUUUGAGCGUUACAGAGCCUGAGCUGAUGAAGGAUGCGGUUGAAUUUGAUAUCCGCAUUCAUACUGAUAAAGAUAAUGGGAUUGUCACUAUUACCGAUACAGGCAUUGGUAUGACUAAGCAAGAAUUGAUUGAUUGUCUUGGAACUAUUGCUCAAAGUGGAACUGCAAAGUUUUUGAAAGCUUUAAAGGAUAGCAAAGAUGCUGGUGGUGACAACAACUUAAUUGGUCAAUUUGGUGUAGGAUUUUAUUCUGCUUUUCUGGUUGCUGAUCGGGUGGUUGUCUCAACAAAGAGUCCAAAAUCUGAUAAACAAUAUGUUUGGGAAGGAGAGGCAAAUGCUAGUUCAUAUAUCAUAUCUGAGGAAACCGAUCCUGAGAAGCUGGUUCCUAGAGGAACUCGCCUUACACUAUAUCUUAAGAGGGACGACAAAGGGUUUGCGCAUCCAGAGCGGAUUCAAAAGCUUGUGAAAAACUACUCACAAUUUGUCUCAUUCCCGAUAUACACUUGGCAGGAAAAGGGAUUCACCAAAGAAGUGGAGGUUGAUGAGGAUCCGGCUGAAGCCAAAACGGAUGAACAAGAUGAGAAGACUGAGAAGAAGAAGAAAACUAAAACUGUUGUGGAGAAGUAUUGGGAUUGGGAGCUCACAAAUGAGACCCAACCUAUUUGGCUUCGUAAUCCUAAAGAAGUCACUAAGGAGGAGUACAAUGAGUUUUACAAGAAUACUUUCAAUGAAUACCUGGAGCCAUUGGCAUCAUCACACUUUACCACAGAGGGUGAGGUAGAAUUUAGGUCUGUACUUUAUGUUCCUGCCUUCGCUCCUUCAGGGAAGGAUGAUAUAAUCAAUCCCAAGACCAAAAAUAUCAGACUUUAUGUGAAAAGAGUUUUCAUUUCAGAUGACUUUGAUGGAGAACUGUUCCCCAGAUACUUAAGUUUCGUUAAAGGUGUGGUUGACUCAAAUGACCUUCCACUCAACGUGUCACGUGAAAUACUUCAAGAGAGCCGCAUAGUGCGGAUUAUGAGGAAACGCUUGGUUAGAAAGGCUUUUGACAUGAUUCUGGGGAUAUCCAUGAGUGAGAACAGAGAGGACUAUGAGAAAUUCUGGGAUAACUUUGGCAAACACUUAAAAUUGGGUUGCAUUGAAGACCGUGAGAAUCACAAACGACUUGCUCCAUUGCUUCGGUUUUUCUCGAACCAAAGUGAGGAAGACCUGAUCAGCUUGGAUGAAUAUGUUGAUUGCAUGCAACCUGAUCAAAAGGAUAUUUAUUACAUUGCUGCUGACAGCGUGUCUAGUGCUAAGAACACACCUUUCUUGGAGAAACUUGCGGAGAAAAAACUUGAAGUCUUGUUUUUGGUGGAUCCAAUAGACGAGGUUGCCAUUCAAAACCUUAAAUCAUACAAGGAAAAGAAUUUUGUUGACAUUAGCAAGGAAGACUUGGAUCUAGGUGAUAAGAACGAGGAAAGGGAGAAGGAAGUGAAGCAGGAAUUCGCCCAAACAUGUGACUGGAUCAAAAAACGUUUGGGAGAUAAAGUCGCAAGUGUGCAAAUUUCAAACAGACUUAGUUCUUCACCUUGUGUUCUGGUGUCAGGAAAAUUUGGGUGGUCUGCAAACAUGGAAAGGCUAAUGAAGGCACAAAGUAUGGGUGAUGCCUCCAGCAUGGAUUUUAUGAGAAGCAGAAGGGUGUUUGAGAUCAACCCUGACCACCCUAUUAUCAGGAACUUGGAUGCUGCAUGCAAAACAAAUCCUGACGAUCAAGAGGCCGAGAGAGCUAUUGAUCUUUUAUAUGAUGCAGCAUUGGUUUCCAGUGGUUAUACGCCUGAUAAUCCAGCACAGCUUGGAGGAAAGAUAUACGAAAUGAUGAGCAUGGCUCUCAGUGGUAGAUGGUCAGCUUCUGGUCAGUUUCAGUCCACUGUAACCCAGCCCCCUGUCCCAGAAUUUGUAGAAGCUGAGGUGGUUGAACCCACUGAGGCUGAUGGUCAGAAGUGAGAGGACUGUCAGAGAGAUUUUUGUUUUUUUGUUCCUUCUUUAUACUAUGCUUAGCAGAUUUACAUUGAACAUUGGUGGUAUUGUUUUAUAGAUAGCCUGAUGAAUAUUGAGUAAUGUCAUAUUUUUCGGUUAAUGCUUAA
Lotus japonicus is the source of this 2649-nucleotide messenger RNA. Its product is annotated as heat shock protein 90-6, mitochondrial. Gene Ontology annotation, molecular function: ATP-dependent protein folding chaperone; ATP hydrolysis activity; ATP binding. The record is from RefSeq and is a predicted model, not a curated record. The transcript is spliced from 19 exons. Gene Ontology annotation, cellular component: perinuclear region of cytoplasm; cytosol; protein-containing complex. Lineage: Eukaryota; Viridiplantae; Streptophyta; Magnoliopsida; Fabales; Fabaceae. Gene Ontology annotation, biological process: protein folding; cellular response to heat; protein stabilization. Bases 116 to 2509 code for a protein of 797 amino acids.